AUGUCCAGACUUCUCAUCCCAACCGACGCCCGAAUCCAACCCAUCCAGCAAAUAAUCAACUAUCUAUUCAUCAACCCCGCAAAUUGCUAUGAAGCUCUCCGCACCCCAGGCUCCACGCCAAUCAUCGCCCCCCACCGGUUAGAUGGACACAAAGAUCUCGCCCAACUCGGCGACGCAGUCUUACGCCUAGUUCUUGUGAAGGAUGGCUACCAGGCCCAUGCAACAAGAGGCUUCCAGAAGGGCCUCGACCGCUACCUCUACGUCAACCCCUCGCAGGGCGGUGCCGUCUCCGACAAAGUCAUGGCCACAACUGUUGAAGCCAUCUUGGGCGCCGUCUACAUCGACAGCGGUGAGAACAUCCAAGCCGUGCGAUCUGUUGUGGCGGAGUUGGGUCUCGCCUGGCAUGCAUAG
This is a messenger RNA of Aspergillus bombycis, 411 nucleotides long. RefSeq names its product ribonuclease III domain-containing protein. Gene Ontology annotation, molecular function: ribonuclease III activity. Gene Ontology annotation, biological process: RNA processing. Bases 1 to 411 code for a protein of 136 amino acids. The transcript has 2 exons. The record is from RefSeq and is a predicted model, not a curated record. NCBI's taxonomy places the organism in Eukaryota, Fungi, Ascomycota, Eurotiomycetes, Eurotiales, Aspergillaceae.